UUUAUUUGUUCUCUUUCCCUACAUGUGUGCUUGUUUUUGAUUGCGGAACAGUGUUGUACAACGGUGGAGGAGACUGUUUCGUGCCCAGUAAAACUUGUGGAAUCAUUCAGACAGACAUCAAAUAUGUUUUUACUUGAGACAGAAUCGCUGGACUGUAUGAGUGAUCUUCUCGAAAGCGGAUUUGCGGUGAAUGGAGGUUUCGAUGCUUGUGGACAGUCCCCUGCGCAUUUAGCGGCAUUCGGAGGACAGGCUUUCUGCUUGCUUUGGCUGCUUCAAACAGGUGCUGAAUCAAACCAACAGGACGCAAGUGGAGAAACACCGAUGCAUAAAGCAGCCAGAGCGGGCAGUCUGGAGUGCAUAAGCGUGCUGAUGGCAAGUGAUGCUCAAGUCAACAUUUGCAACAACGCUGGGCAGACUGCUGAAGAUAUUGCAUGGUCUUGUGGGUUUGAGGAAUGCGGGAAGUUUUUAAACAUGCACCGAAGAACACUGGACUUGAGAAAUGUCUCCUUGUUCGUUGAGCGAAACGCACCAAGCGGCACUCUCGUGGGACACAAGCGAGGCCAUGCUAACUCCGAAGCACAAGAUGGAAAGAAAGCACGGGGCUGGUGAUGAAUGUUCACAUGAAGUGAAAGAAAUUUAAGUUGAAUCCAUGCCGGCUGUUCAGCCGGUUGCCGAACUAUUAAGUGAAUGGUGUACUGGAAUGCCCACAGAGUAUAAAUUACCUGUGGAUAUUUGGCAUUGACACUACCGUAGUCUCAACGGUGAAGAUCAAUGGACCCUAUUCUGGGCUCGGUGGUUUGGGGUCUAUAAACGAGAAGAAUGCAUGCAGAAGCUGGCAUAACUGUUCUGAAAGCAGCAUGCUAUGCGCACACCUAACGCAAAGCAGAAUUAAAAAGGGACUGUAUCAGAUUGCAACUGUAUUAUUGGUAAAUUAGACCACAUGUGCCUUGUAAAUCAAGCAUACAAAGACCUUAAUGUCAAUGAAAGGCUUUCUGAGUUUUAUGACAGUCUGUUACCAUUAGCAGAGUCAGUUACCAUUAGCAGAGCGAAUGAAGAUGCCUUGUUGUCUAGUCAGUCAAUGUCUUAACACAAAGCAUUUUUGUAUAAAGGAACCAGCUAUACAGUCAUAUACCUCUCUCCAGAUGAAUGUUAUGGCAAACAUGUAGAAGAUUAGCCACAAGGCAAUCAAUUUAUUAUUUUUCCACAUAGCAGCAGUUUAAGUAAGCCUUUUGGCAUUUUUGAGCAGAGUAUGUUGUGUCCAAUGGAGGAGGUUCUCUAGUACAACUACAAGUUGGAUGGACAGCUAUCAUUUACAUGUAUAGAAACCUUCUGCAACACCAAUUAAAAAGGAGUCUUCUAAUUUAGGAAACAAUAAAAGCAUUACUUUAUUUCAUGAUCUGUUAAUGCUGAAAGAGAUUUCAGUUGCUGUUCCUUUUUUUGACUUGCUGUUCCUUUUUUUGUACACUUGUGCAAUUUCAAUAAUAUUUUCUAAUGCCAGUAUCAUCCAUGUGAUUCAAACACCUGACCAAAAAAAAAAAAACAUGCAAUCAUUUUCAUGACUGAAAAUUAUGUUAAAAAA
Xyrauchen texanus (razorback sucker) is the source of this 1579-nucleotide messenger RNA. It is a transcript of the gene ankrd37, whose product is annotated as ankyrin repeat domain 37. NCBI's taxonomy places the organism in Eukaryota, Metazoa, Chordata, Actinopteri, Cypriniformes, Catostomidae. The coding region runs from base 124 to 609 and encodes 161 amino acids. Gene Ontology annotation, molecular function: protein binding. The transcript has 4 exons. The record is from RefSeq and is a predicted model, not a curated record.